This is a messenger RNA of Rhinichthys klamathensis goyatoka, 1913 nucleotides long. It is a transcript of the gene asb12a, whose product is annotated as ankyrin repeat and SOCS box-containing 12a. Bases 169 to 1086 code for a protein of 305 amino acids. The transcript is spliced from 4 exons. Gene Ontology annotation, biological process: intracellular signal transduction; regulation of barbed-end actin filament capping. The record is from RefSeq and is a predicted model, not a curated record. NCBI's taxonomy places the organism in Eukaryota, Metazoa, Chordata, Actinopteri, Cypriniformes, Leuciscidae. Gene Ontology annotation, molecular function: protein binding. Gene Ontology annotation, cellular component: nucleus; cytoplasm.
AGCUUGAGAAUGAAUUUUCUUCCGUGUAUGCUCAGUUUUACUCUCAGUUGAGUUUAGAAACAUAACGCCUUUAUGAAAUCAGUUUUGCUUGUAUUUAUGGGUUUUAUCUCAUUUGCUAGUCGGCUAACCUAUGUUGUGUUUGCUUGCUAGUAACGUUAGUUCUCCUCUAUGCUCCAGCUACGACCUGUGGAAGACGAUGAAUCUGCUGCUGAGAGUCUGGAGCUGAACCGAGCUGUGGCUGAUGAUGACCAUUUCCUGUUGGCUGAGCUACUGUCACAAGAACACUACAGGAAGUGCAUUAAUCAGCAGAGCGGUUGGGGUAUCCCAGGUACCCCGUUACGCAUGGCUGCGUCCAAAGGUCACUUGAGGUGCCUGCAGUUGCUCCUGGCCCAUGGGGCAGAGGUGGACCCCCUUGAUGUGAAAGCCCAGACUCCUCUUUUCACUGCUGUUUGCGGGCGUUACUUGAGCUGCGUGCUCGCCUUGCUCCGUGCCGGGGCUAAUCCGAACGGAAGUCACCUGAACAACAGCUCGCCGGUGCUCACCGCCGCCCGAGAGGGCGACCCGGAGAUCCUCCGCCAGCUGCUUCAGCACGGGGCAGAGGUCAACGCCAGGUCAAAGGUGACGCUGUGGGCAUCUGGGGUUGCCGUCUGCAGCGGGCCGCUUUACCUGUCAGCCAUUUAUGGACACCUGGAUUGCUUUAAAAUGUUGCUGUUAUAUGGGGCGGAUCCGAACUAUAACAGCCCGGAAGAGAAGGUGAUCGGCAGGGCCACGCAGCAGAAGACGGUCCUGGAAUUGUGUUUGCGACACGGCUGUGGAGUCGAAUACAUUCAACUGCUCAUUGACUUUGGGGCAAACGUCUACCUGCCGACCCUCAUUAUAGAGAAGAGCACCAAACAGAAUGAAGCUGUUGAGCUGUUGCUGAAAGAGCGAGGGUUUCCGAAGACUCUGGCAUCUCAGUGUAGAUUGGUCAUUCGUAGACACCUGAUACAGGUGAACAAGAUUCACUCUUUGGACUCUCUGGAGAUUCCACCCAGGCUCAUCAACUAUCUCAAACACAAGUCUAUGAGCAGUGCAUUGGUUUACUGACAAACCAGAGCAUAUUCAACUGUGCCUUACUAAAGGACAGACUCAAACAGACACUGGACUGGUAGACCAAACACUGGACUGGUAGACCAUACAGACAGAGGGUCUUGACCUAAUGACGUGGACUCACUCGUAUACAAUCUCACAGACGGACCGAUACACUGCUAACAAACUCUGUUUACAUGUAUGGUGUGUUAAACUUGAACAUCCUCAUGCAUUAAUUUGCUUGAUAGUCAUUCAAAUUUGUAAUAUCUAUUAUUACUGUAUGUAAUACGACCAGAAGUGUUGUCUAAAAGAGUUAAUGCUCUAGAACUAUGCGUUGUCAUAUAGCCUUGUUUCUCUCUUUUCAAGAUCAUCUGGAGGUUUUCAUUUUUUCAUAGUAAAUUAAGCUGUUGUAAAACAGAUUUUUGCUGAUUAAUUACUUGAUUUGUUGAUUAGUAACAGCUUGAUGAUGGAUGCAAAAUUGUUGGUAACUGUCUUAUCAAUCUUAAUAUGAUAUAUAAAAUCCAUUGAUGUACUUGUGUCUAUGAAUCCCUUGUUUAGAGGGAUGCAUUCUUCCAACAGAUGCUGUAUAACCUCUAUUGUGCAGGUAGAGUGUAAUGGAGAUCAUUCUGUUCAUGUGAGGUUAAAGACUUCAAAAUGAAGAUCAGUUCCAGAGUCUUCAUAAGGAUUUAUGACCGGUAUUGACGUUUGUAGCUUGAGGAUUUCACGUGUAGCAGUCUGUGCUAAUGGGAUAUACAAAUGUGCUUCUGCAAGUGUAUUUUGACAACAUUAUUCUGCUAUGGAUGACAGCUGGCUUGUUAGUUUGUUCAUAAAAUUUAAGUACUGAA